AUGGCACAUUUGUCCUAUUUUUCCCCUGCUCUUGCAAAUCAAAGGUCAUCAAAGGUCAGCGUUGGGCCUGCGGAGAGCUGGAGUUCGGAUCUGUCCAGAGACUCGUGUGAAUACUAUCAGACGGAGAUAUUUGGCCUGUUGCCGAGCUCACAGGCUCAUCGGCGGCUUCACGCAGAAACCCUCGCAGAUGAUCAGGAUCAGAGUCUGCUGGACAGAGUCUCCUGGAACCCCAGCGUCCCGCUCCGAGACCUGCCCGUCUGUCUGCAGGACAAGAGAGACAUCCGAGAGCGGCAGCCCCUGCAGAGAUGCAGCAUUGGCUACUGGGACUCGUGGAGGCGGAGCCAGCAGAAAACAAGGCGGCGCUUAAAGGAGCAUGUGGGCGGGGCUGUAUCAGGACUGUUGCCAUGGAGACACACGCUCCAUAAGAUCGAAGGUGACUGUAGCUAUGCUUCCAUCCAAAGUUACGAAUUAAACUUGUGCACAAAAUUGGAAUAUCCCAUAAAACAUUUGCGAAUAAAGCACUGCUUCCAUCCAGGGAUUGUGUUGAAACAACCCAGCAUGUUUGAGAGUGCAGCAGAGAGUGGACAGCGAGUGGACACAAAGCCCCGCGCUAGCAGACAGCAGCUGCCGCGCGUCCCGCUCCGAGACCUGCCCGUCUGUCUGCAGGACAAGAGAGACAUCCGAGAGCGGCAGCCCCUGCAGAGAUGCAGCAUUGGCUACUGGGACUCGUGGAGGCGGAGCCAGCAGAAAACAAGGCGGCGCUUAAAGGAGCAUGUGGGCGGGGCUGUAUCAGGACUGUUGCCAUGGAGACACACGCUCCAUAAGAUCGAAGGUCAGUUUGGGGUCGGGGUGAAGGCGUACUUCGUGUUCCUGCGUUACCUGCUGUGUCUGAACCUGCUGUACUGCGUCAUUAUCGCCGGAUCGGUGCUGACGCCAACGCUGGUGUUCGCACAGAACUCAAGUACUCACGGAUCUCUGGGAUUCCAGAACUUCUCAUUCAAAGACUUUUUUGUCGGAUCGGGUGUUCUUGAAUCCUCCCCGGUGUUUCAUAGUUUCUACACUCGUGGGUCUCUUGAUUUGGAUUGUUUAAACACUCCGAUCCUCUUUCUCCUUGGCAUGUUCUCUGUCCUCUUCCUCAGCAUCAUCAUGGUGGUCCGCAGGACAGUGGUCGGCUACAAACAUUCAUGGCUCACAGGAAAUCGCUUCAAUUCCAACUUGAGUUACAAGGUUUUCUGUGGGUGGGAUUUCUGCAUCCAGAACCCUCAAGCAGCGUCACUGAAACAAAACUUCGUCCGAAACGAACUCAGGAUGGAUCUAGAAGAGCAGACGUUUCAACAGAGAGUCCAGCAGCGAUCGCUCAGACACUGGGUUCAGCUCAUCUUCCUGCGGAUCCUUCUGAACGUCCUCGUGCUGGUUCUUCUGGGCAGCUCAUUCAUUCUGAUACAUUUUGCCAUCCAAACGUCACAAACUAAGUGUGAGAAUCAUUGGACUUUGUGUCUGAUGUUGGAGUAUCUUCCUCCGAUCACAAUGACGACAGUAAACUACAUACUUCCACAUGUUUUCAGUAAGAUCUCAGAGUUUGAAGAUUACUCGCUCACCAUUCAGCUGAACCUCACACUAAUCAGGAGUAUUUUCCUAAAGUUGGCGUCUUUGGGCAUCUAUCUGUUCUUCUUCAUUAAUGCUCAAGAAUCUCCAGAACAACACAAGUGCAGAGAGAAUGCGUUUGGGAAGGAGAUGUACAAACUCACCAUCUUUAACCUCCUGGAGUGUUUCUUCAAUGCAUUUUGUGUGGCCUACCCAAGAAUGUUAUUGGUGGAGAGGUUUCCAUCCUCAAAGCUGGCGCAGUUAUUAGGCAAGAAGCAGUUUGAGAUCUCCUUCAAUGUUCUGGAUCUGGUCAACAGUCAGACAGUCACGUGGGUCGGCGUGUUUUACUGUCCUCUACUGCCAGCCAUCAACACCAUCAGGCUGCUGCUCCUCUUCUACGUCAAGAAGUUCACAGUGGUGCGGUGUUCUGUUCCGGCUCAGAGAAUGUUUCGGACCGCCAGUUCAUCUGUUCUCUUCCAUUUCAUGCUGUUGUUGGGACUCUUCAUGGCUGUGGUCACAUUAGUUGUCAAUAUCAACAGGUUUGAUCAGGGUGGCUGUGGCCCGUUUGAAGGCAACAGAACCGUGUUUACUGUGACCAGUGUGUGUAUAAAGACGCUUCCCGAUCCGGUCCAGAGCACCAUCAGCUACAUCUCAUCUGAGGCCUUCGCCUUCACUCUCAUACUGGCUGAAGUUGUCAUACUGACGUCGUACGUGUCUCGUGGACGAGCGAAUCGUAAAGCCAUCGAGCGACUGAAGGACAUGUUGGUGAUGUGCAGCUCUGAUAAACGCUUCCUGGUGAAGCAGCACUCGACGAUCAUGAGACGACAGCAGAGAACACGCUAACAUCACGUAAAAAAAAAAAACAAUAAAA
Molecule: messenger RNA, 2455 nt
Organism: Sinocyclocheilus anshuiensis
Lineage: Eukaryota; Metazoa; Chordata; Actinopteri; Cypriniformes; Cyprinidae
Gene: tmc8
Product: transmembrane channel-like 8
Exons: 19
Coding region: 1-2427 (808 amino acids)
Cellular component (GO): plasma membrane
Molecular function (GO): mechanosensitive monoatomic ion channel activity
Source: RefSeq, a predicted model, not a curated record